AUGGCCAAGGCAAACCCCUCAUAUUACCAAACCACCGCUCCGGUUAGCGCACCGGUCCAGUACCAGGAACAUCUCUUCCACCUGUUCGUGCAUCAGCAGCUCGAAGCAACAAAUGGUGCUAACCAGCUCAUUACAGUGAACCCAAAGCUUCCCCAGGGGUUCGGUGUCACCGUUGCUACUGACUGGGACAUCCGCGAUGGUCCCGACACCACGGCAAAGGUUGUUGCGCGUGCACAAGGCCUGCAUCAAGGGUCCGGCAAGAGCAGCGGAGCCUGGUUUAUGUCGUUCAACACAGUGUUCACCGAUGAGAGGUUUAAGGGGUCCUCCCUCAGUGUGCAAGGGCAUUUGGUUUCUGACGAAGGUGAAUGGGUAGUCACGGGUGGGACUGGCGAGUUCGCUUUUGCACAAGGUGUGGUCACCUACAAGAAAAUCAAGGAAUUGGCAGGCGGAAACAUCAGAGAGCUUCGUUUCCGUGUUGUGUGCUUCAACUUCCCAAAGCCGAACACCCUUACAAAGGUUGGGCCGUGGGGUGGGAAUGGAGGGACACCAUUUGGGCCGUGGGGCGGGAAUGGAGGGAUACCAUUUGAAAUCACAGAGGCAGAGCAACCUCAGCGUCUAGAAAGUGUCACAAUUCAGAGUAACGAAGUUAUUGAUGCCAUUGCCUUCACCUACAUCGGUCAAGGCGGUGCAAGGCGGACUGUCGGUCCAUUUGGUGGUGGCGGCGGGGUCAAGCAGCCGAUCGUGCAGCUUGGUCCUUCAGAGACCGUGAAGGAAAUAUUUGGCACAACCGGCAACUUUCAAGGAUCGAAUGUUGUCACAUCACUUUCCAUUGUCACCAAUGUUAAGACAUAUGGACCAUUCGGAAAACAAUCCAACGGUACUACUCCUUUCCGUACCACUGCGCCAGACAAGCACAGCAUUGUGGGCUUCUACGGGCGGUCUGGGCAAUUUGUUGAUCAGCUUGGAGCUUAUGUGCGCCCAACCCCAAAUUAG
Molecule: messenger RNA, 993 nt
Organism: Triticum turgidum subsp. durum (durum wheat)
Lineage: Eukaryota; Viridiplantae; Streptophyta; Magnoliopsida; Poales; Poaceae
Source: the annotation of a GenBank genome assembly